GGAGGGGUGUAAGAGAGACGGGCACAGAGCAUAUAAAAAGGAGACGCUACUGCUAACUAAAUACACAGAGCGCUUCUCUCACGCCACUUGCUCUUUCUCUGUCUCUCUUUUCUUGGGAUACAGAAUUUCUCAUUCAAUGACCAUUUAGUUUCUUCUUCCUCUUCAUCUCUCUGUAUAAUCUUGUUGAUUGAAUCAUCUGGGUUUUCUAGCCGUGAAAGAGUACUUGAGCACACAUCAUGGGGGACAAGGCAGCAAUCAGCCUUGACCAGAUCAAGAACGAAACUGUUGAUCUGGAACGAAUUCCAGUUGAUGAAGUGUUUGAGCAGUUGAAAUGUACCAAAGAGGGUUUAUCAUCAGAGGAAGGAGCCAACAGGCUUCAAAUCUUUGGGCCAAACAAGCUAGAAGAGAAGAAGGAAAGCAAGCUGCUCAAGUUCUUGGGGUUCAUGUGGAAUCCCUUGUCAUGGGUCAUGGAAGCUGCAGCUAUUAUGGCUAUUGCUUUGGCCAAUGGAGAUGGGAAGCCCCCAGAUUGGCAAGAUUUUGUUGGUAUUGUUUGUUUGCUUGUCAUCAACUCCACCAUCAGUUUCAUUGAAGAAAACAAUGCCGGAAAUGCUGCUGCCGCCCUUAUGGCCGGUCUUGCCCCUAAAACAAAGGUACUUAGGGAUGGCAAGUGGAGUGAGCAGGAUGCUGCCAUUCUAGUUCCAGGUGACAUCAUUAGUGUUAAAUUGGGAGAUAUCAUCCCUGCGGAUGCACGUCUUCUUGAGGGUGACCCCUUGAAGAUUGAUCAAUCUGCCCUCACUGGAGAGUCACUACCUGUCACCAAGAAUCCCGGGGAUGAGGUUUUCUCAGGUUCAACUUGCAAACAAGGUGAAAUUGAAGCUGUUGUUAUUGCCACUGGUGUGCACACGUUCUUUGGAAAGGCUGCACACCUUGUUGAUAGUACCAACCAAGUUGGGCACUUUCAAAAGGUGCUCACUUCAAUCGGGAACUUCUGUAUUUGUUCCAUUGCGAUUGGUAUGGUGAUUGAGAUCAUAGUUAUGUACCCGAUUCAGCACCGCAAGUAUAGGGAUGGGAUUGACAAUCUCUUGGUGCUCUUGAUUGGUGGCAUUCCAAUUGCUAUGCCCACCGUUUUGUCCGUAACAAUGGCUAUUGGUUCUCACAGACUGUCUCAGCAGGGUGCCAUCACCAAACGCAUGACUGCCAUUGAAGAACUGGCCGGGAUGGAUGUCCUAUGCAGUGACAAAACUGGGACACUGACCCUUAACAAGCUAGGUGUUGACAAAAAUUUGGUAGAGGUGUUCGCAAAAGGUGUUGAAAAAGAUCAUGUGAUCUUGCUUGCUGCCAGAUCUUCCAGAACAGAAAAUCAAGAUGCCAUUGACGCUGCCAUGGUUGGAAUGCUUGCUGACCCUAAGGAGGCAAGGGCUGGCAUUAGAGAGGUUCACUUCUUUCCAUUCAAUCCCGUUGACAAAAGGACUGCAUUGACUUACAUUGACUCUGAUGGAAACUGGCACCGUGCAUCUAAAGGAGCCCCUGAACAGAUCCUUACCCUUUGCAACUGCAAGGAAGAUGUUAAGAGGAAGGCUUUUAGUGUCAUCGACAAGUACGCAGAACGUGGGCUCCGUUCAUUGGCUGUUGCUAGACAGGUGGUUCCGGAGAAAAGGAAGGAAAGCCCUGGUGCUCCAUGGGAGUUUGUGGGCUUGUUACCCCUCUUUGAUCCACCUAGGCACGACAGUGCUGAAACCAUCCGCAGAGCACUUAAUCUUGGCGUUAAUGUCAAGAUGAUCACUGGUGAUCAACUUGCUAUUGCUAAGGAGACUGGCCGACGUUUAGGAAUGGGAACAAACAUGUAUCCAUCUGCUACCUUGCUUGGUCAAGACAAGGAUGCCAGCAUAGCUGCUCUACCUGUGGAAGAGUUGAUUGAGAAAGCAGAUGGGUUUGCUGGCGUGUUUCCAGAGCAUAAAUACGAAAUUGUCAAGAAGUUGCAGGAAAGGAAACAUAUCUGUGGUAUGACUGGAGAUGGUGUCAACGAUGCACCUGCUUUGAAGAAGGCAGAUAUUGGAAUUGCUGUUGCCGAUGCUACAGAUGCUGCAAGAGGUGCCUCUGACAUUGUUCUAACAGAACCUGGUCUAAGUGUCAUUAUCAGUGCAGUGCUAACUAGCAGGGCUAUCUUCCAGCGGAUGAAGAAUUAUACUAUUUACGCUGUCUCCAUCACAAUCCGUAUUGUGUUUGGCUUCAUGUUUGUCGCUCUGAUAUGGAAAUUUGACUUCUCCCCAUUCAUGGUUUUGAUUAUUGCCAUCCUAAAUGACGGGACGAUUAUGACUAUCUCAAAGGAUCGAGUGAAGCCAUCUCCAUUGCCUGAUAGCUGGAAAUUAAAGGAAAUUUUUGCUACUGGAGUUGCACUCGGUGGUUACUUGGCAUUGAUGACUGUCAUAUUCUUCUGGGCAAUGCAUAAAACUGACUUCUUCCCCGACAAAUUUGGCGUAAGAAGUAUCAGGGAUAGUGAGCAUGAAAUGAUGUCCGCUUUGUAUCUACAAGUUAGUAUUGUGAGUCAAGCUCUUAUUUUUGUGACUCGGUCAAGGAGCUGGUCCUAUGUUGAGCGCCCUGGAAUGCUAUUGAUGGGUGCCUUCCUGGCUGCGCAACUGGUUGCAACUGUAAUUGCCGUAUAUGCCAACUGGGGCUUUGCAAAGGUUAAGGGAAUUGGUUGGGGAUGGGCUGGUGUCAUAUGGCUUUACAGCAUCGUCUUCUACGUCCCACUCGACUUAAUGAAGUUUGCCAUCCGUUACAUCCUCAGUGGGAAGGCCUGGCUCAACUUGCUGGAGAACAAGACUGCCUUCACAACCAAGAAAGACUUUGGAAAAGAGGAGAGGGAGGCUCAAUGGGCUCUUGCUCAGAGGACUCUUCACGGGCUUCAACCACAAGAAACGUCUAAUGUCUUCCCCGAAAGGGGCAGCUACCGAGAGUUAUCUGAGAUUGCUGAGCAGGCUAAGCGACGAGCAGAAGUUGCAAGGCUUCGGGAGCUUCUUACCCUCAAGGGGCAUGUCGAGUCAGUGGUGAAGCUCAAAGGGCUGGACAUUGAUACCAUUCAGCAGCACUACACUGUAUAGAGAGGAAAGCAUUUCUCGAACUGGAUGGGCUGCGUUCCAAUGGUGUACACAAAUCAAGAAAAUAAACAAGACCUAAAUCCAACACAAAAGAAAAGGAGAGGAAGAGAGAGAGACUAUCUAACAAGGAUGAACAUGUUCAUGCCAUCAAUCUAGUCUACUUUCUUUGUUUUUUUAAUUAUGUAUUUCAAUGUGUCCGAACUCCGAAGAAUGCUACUAGCUAAUGCUGCCUACUUCUUGGUCUUAUGAGCAACAGCAUUGUAAUGCACUUUUUAUUAUGUAUUUCAAAGUAUCCGAAGAAUGGCUAGCUAGCUAGCUAGCUACUUGCUUUCUCAUAUA
Molecule: messenger RNA, 3437 nt
Organism: Tripterygium wilfordii
Lineage: Eukaryota; Viridiplantae; Streptophyta; Magnoliopsida; Celastrales; Celastraceae
Product: plasma membrane ATPase 4-like
Exons: 16
Coding region: 237-3101 (954 amino acids)
Biological process (GO): regulation of intracellular pH; proton export across plasma membrane
Cellular component (GO): plasma membrane
Molecular function (GO): ATP hydrolysis activity; ATP binding; P-type proton-exporting transporter activity
Source: RefSeq, a predicted model, not a curated record